UUUAAAAGACAGCCAGUAAGUUUUAAACCACUUGAAAGUCUCCACCUGUUGAAUGACAGUGAAGGAGAUCACCGCUCACUCUCUUCUCUAUAUCUCCUUUCUCUCCACUAUAACAUCUCACCUCACAAGAGGCGGACGACUAGACAAAGAGCCAAGCCAGACUCGUGAAGAUGACAACUCUCACCGCUUCGGUACUACGGCCUUACUUUGAGCUCCAGCCGCAGAAUCCUGAUAUCUGCUUGGCUACUUAUCUUUGGGUGGACGGGUCCAGCGAAAACAUAAGAGGAAAGACUAAAACUCUUCCAAAACGGCCAAAGACACCUGCUGAUCUUCCUAUAUGGAAUUUCGAUGGCUCCAGCACUAAGCAGAGUGUAGGCAAGAACAGUGAUGUCUACCUUCAUCCGGUUGCCUUUUAUGCUGAUCCAUUCUUUCGUGGCAACAGUAUCUUGGUGAUGUGUGCCACUUAUGGCUCUCAGGGCAAACCGACUGCAGGAAAUCACAGAGAAUCCUGUAACGAAGUGAUGAGCAAAGCAGCUGCCUCUAAGCCUUGGUUCGGCUUUGAACAAGAAUACACGAUACUCGAUACUGAUGGGCACCCACUGGGCUGGCCUAAGAAUGGUUUUCCCGGCCCCCAGGGUCCUUAUUACUGCGGGGUGGGUGCUAACAAGGUUUUCGGUCGUCAACUAAUGGACGCUCACUAUAAAGCCUGUCUCUAUGCUGGACUUGAAAUAUCCGGAACCAACGUUGAAGUGAUGCCAUCCCAGUUUGAGUAUCAGAUAGGUCCCUGCGAAGGUAUUGCACUUGGGGAUCAAGUUUGGGUCUCUCGUUACAUCCUGCACCGUCUUGCAGAGGAAUUGGGCGUGGUUGUCACUCUCGAUCCUAAACCGGUUCAAGAAUGGAACGGAGCAGGUGCUCACUGUAACUUCAGUACAGUUCAAAUGAGAGAAGGAGGAGGAAUCAAGUACAUCAAGGAAGGGAUAGAGGAACUGAGCAAGUAUCAUGAUCUCCACAUUAAGCAUUACGAUCCUAAACAGGGUGAAGAUAAUAAACGUCGGCUGACUGGUUUACAUGAGACCUCAUCAAUUUAUGACUUCUCAAGUGGUGUUGCCAACAGGGAGGCAUCAAUUAGAAUACCUCGUCAAGUCAACAAGGAUGGGUGUGGCUAUUUGGAAGAUCGUCGGCCAGCUGCUAAUUGUGACCCGUACGAAGUGACAGAGGUAUUGGUAAGGACUAUUGUCCUUCAGGACUGGGAAGAAGACAUUUUGGGAGAAUGCUCUGAUGAUUCCGCCAGCCACUAAAGCAUCAUUAUAUAAUAUAACGAAGAACAAAAACUUAUUUAUCAUUAUUUAUUAGGAACUGUAGUUUAUUUAUUGAUUCAAUAAUAUUAACGAGUGUUUAAUUUUAUUUAUCUAUUUUGGCCCUUUUCAUAAACUUGAUUUGAAAAGAAUUUACUACUUGAUAAUCAGUAA
Molecule: messenger RNA, 1469 nt
Organism: Amphimedon queenslandica
Lineage: Eukaryota; Metazoa; Porifera; Demospongiae; Haplosclerida; Niphatidae
Product: glutamine synthetase 2 cytoplasmic-like
Exons: 1
Coding region: 171-1298 (375 amino acids)
Cellular component (GO): cytoplasm
Molecular function (GO): glutamine synthetase activity
Source: RefSeq, a predicted model, not a curated record